Molecule: messenger RNA, 2736 nt
Organism: Neltuma alba
Lineage: Eukaryota; Viridiplantae; Streptophyta; Magnoliopsida; Fabales; Fabaceae
Product: ELF3-like protein 2
Exons: 5
Coding region: 1-2103 (700 amino acids)
Biological process (GO): regulation of photoperiodism, flowering
Source: RefSeq, a predicted model, not a curated record
AUGAAGGGAGGAAUUGAAGAGGUAAAGGAGAUCAGCCCAAUGUUUCCUAGGCUGCAUGUUAAAGAUGCAGAUAAAGGAGGACCAAAAGCCCCUCCAAGGAACAAGAUGGCUCUCUAUGAGCAAUUCGCCAUCCCUUCUCAAUCUCUUGCUCCUGGAUCACCACCCAAGUUUCCUCCUUUGCUAGCAAAAAAUUUCCCAGUUCCUUCAUUGUCUGGCAAAGUUGGUAGCAGUCAAGGCAUCCAAUUCUGCAACUCUGGUGUAUCUUGUUAUCUGGCUGAGAAGAUUCAUACUUAUCAAUCCAGAGCCGUGAACUUCAAGUUGAUGCCAGAUGGUCCCAUCAGCUGUAACAGUUCUGUUAAAAAUUAUGAGCAUGGUGAUGCUUUGGUAACCCCAGUCUCUGCCCGUGGGAAAAAUUCAUGCUGCAGCAUCAGCCAGAAUGAGGAAGAUGAGGACAAACUUCCUCACUGUAAAUCAAGCUGUUCACUUAUAAGUCAAAAUUCGUUCAGUAAGAAGGUGAAUUUAACUAGACCCAUAAAACUUGUGUCAGCAAGAUAUGAGAACCAGAUAGACGAUCAUACAGAAGUCAGUCAAACUGAUCUGCCGGAGGACGGGUCUGCUCAACCAUUAGCUGGUUUUGGUGAUAUGACAGAUGAAUCAUCAAUCUCAUCAGUCAAAAUUAGAACUCCUAAACAACUAAAGAAAGCACAUUCAUCUUUUAUGGAAGACUUUAGAAGUAUUUCAGCAGACGGCUUGAAAAUAUUGCAGGGUAGCAAUGGCCUGACCAAUGAAGAGGUUGAAGCCUAUGGGGACAAAAUCAACCUUAGGGAUGGUUAUUUGGAGAAGCCGGCAACAACUGAUGUUCAUAAAUGUCCUGAUGUUUUAGAAUUAGGUAGAAAUUUCUUCUGGGGCAAGAUCGAUGGGCAUAAAAAUGAAGAUACGUAUAGACAUUAUGAUGCUAUGAGUAAGAGCAUCCCAGACUAUGCAGUAGGUUUGAAAAUCACUCCUGAUGAUGUUAUGGGAGUCAUAGGGGAAAAGCAAUUCUGGAGAGCAAGAGCAACUAUCAUCAAUCAACAGAAAGUUUUCGUUCAUCAAGUGUUCGAGCUGCAUAGACUGAUAAAGGUACAAAAACUAAUUGCUGGGUCACCCAGUCUCUUGAUUCAAGAUAAGCUUCUAUUGAGCAAACCUUCGCUAGAAGAAUCGGCUCCCAAGAAACUACAAUCUGACUACAUCAUAGAACAACCAUCCUCAAACGCCAAACUGAACAACACUAAGCUUGAGAAGCCUACUCCUGCUGAAUGUGCUGAAAAUAUUUUACUUCCCCUUCCUGGGAUCAAUAGCAUGAGCAAAGCCCCCCCAAGUGUUCAGCUUCCAAAUUAUGGUCAUCACUCAGGAAACAAUCAACUAGCCCUUCCCGCUCCGACUAACAACACCAAACCAUCCCAAUGCUAUAUCUACCCAGCACCAGGAAAUCAGUGGUUAGUGCCCUUCAUGUCUCCUUCCGAAGGCCUUGUAUACAAGCCCAUUGUAGGACAAUGCCCUCCAAAUACAGGUUUGAUGGGACCAGUAUAUAGUGCUUGCAACCCUAUAAGCCUCACCCCAGGAAAUAAGGAUGUUCAGGAUGCAACUCAUGUUCCAUAUGUAUUUCCACCAUGUGGCCCUGCCGUCAUGCAUCCAUCAUCUGUAUCUGCUUUUGCUCAUGAGCAAAUAAGCCCUCCCCCCAAGAUGCAAUCUAAAGGUACUACUGAAAAUUACCAAUCAACUGGAGUUGUCAAUUCUGCCAUAUUGUACCAAAGUUCAUCUAACAUGUCCAGCCAGAUAAGUCAAGUGAUGUCAAGACACGUUACAAAUGAUAAUCACACGUCAGAAGAUAAAGAUUUACAGACAAGUAUAGGCAGUAGUCCCCCAAAGAGGAUGAAAGGGGACGCACUUCCUUUGUUUCCUAUGGCACCAACAUUUUGGGCAUCAUCAGAUCAACAGAAGGCCCAAGCUGUAGAAGGAAAUCAGCCACGUAUUAUCAAAGCUAUACCUCACAAUCCCAAGUCAACAAUAGAAUCAGCAGCUAGAAUAUUUAGGUCAAUACAAGAAGAAAGAAAAUAUUUGUGAUUAGGCUAAUCAAUAGCAUGUCAUUUCAGUUCAAAUAGCCCUGUAGUCCACCAAAGAGGACAAAAGGGGUGCACUUCCUUUGUUUCCUAUGGCACCAACAUUUUGGGCAUCAUCAGAUCAUCAGAAGGCCCAAGCUGUUGAAGAACAUCAGCCAUCAAUAAUCAAAGCUAUAACUCACACUCCAGAGUCAACAAUAGAAUCAACAGCUAGAAUAUUUAAGUCAAUACAAGAAGAAAGGACACACUUCUGACAGGUAUAUUUAUACUAUGCCAUCACAGUUCAAAUAUUCCUGCAAAUGUGCUUUCUUUGUUUCCUAUGGCACCAACAUUAUGGGCAUCAUAAGAACAUCAAAAGGCCCACGUUGUUGAAGAACAUCAGACACAAAUAAUCAAAACCAUACCUUUCAAUUCUAAGUCACCAAGAGAAUCCGUAGCUAGAAUAUUUAGGUCGAUACAAGAAGAAAGGAAAUAUUUGAGAUUAAUCUAUUCUAUAUUAUGCCAUUUCAGUUGAAAUAUUUUGGUAAUAUUCCAAUUUUGUUCAGUAAUUAUUUUCCCCGCUACUUGUCUUGCUCUACCUUCUUUAGCAAUUUGCAUUCUUCACAAAGAUCUUUCAUUUGAUUCUAAUAUCUUAUGA